Trichechus manatus latirostris (Florida manatee) is the source of this 1293-nucleotide messenger RNA. RefSeq names its product ADP ribosylation factor like GTPase 14 (gene ARL14). Bases 1 to 1293 code for a protein of 430 amino acids. The transcript is spliced from 3 exons. Gene Ontology annotation, molecular function: GTP binding; GTPase activity. The record is from RefSeq and is a predicted model, not a curated record. Gene Ontology annotation, biological process: intracellular protein transport; vesicle-mediated transport. Gene Ontology annotation, cellular component: plasma membrane; cytoplasm. Lineage: Eukaryota; Metazoa; Chordata; Mammalia; Sirenia; Trichechidae.
AUGUGCUGCCGGCUGAGAGGGGGAGGCAGCCUCGAUCUGAGGACCCCGGCGCCGCGGCCACGCCCAUCGCCGCCAGCCCAGCUCGCCAAUUGGCCAACCGGCCUCCGGUGCGCUCAACCAAUCACAAAGGGCGAUGGAGAGCGGGGGCGGAAGAACGAACCCGGGGGGAAGAGAGCGACGCUGGGAGGAACGGGCCGUUCCUUGCGCGCUCCGCUGGCUUUGCGGGGAGUAGAGCUACACCUCGGUACCAUCCCGGCUCGGGGGACCGCCAGCAGCACCAGUCCCCGGCAGGGGAUCCCUGCCGCCUGUGGCCGGGCCUCCGGGCCUAGGUUGGGAGGAGUGAAGUGGGUGCCGGAGACGCCCCGGAAAGCGAAAGGGACGGUGGGUGGAGAAGGAGAGGCUCAUUGCACAAAUCUGAUUCAUCCCCUCAGACCAAGUGCUCGCAACAGGCCCCGCCCGAGUCCCACUCACGCACAAAGAAUUUCCCCUUUGAGCUACCAUGGCAUUGGCUGGUUACUCAUGCCACAGAUUCCUCGGGAUUGGCUGGGACUGCAAAUAAAACACUGUUUGCCCAUAAUCAAGUUGAUAAGCGACAACAUAAAUGCACACAGGUUCCUGUUCUUAGGAUAUAACAUGAAGCGUUCGCUUUCUUCUUUCCUCCUAACACUGUCUCUGUCCAAAAGAGAAAAUCUUAAAAGAAAAAAAAAGCCUAAAAUGGGUCUACUGAACUCUAAAAGCUCCAAGGUCAAGCAAGCUCAGAUUCUUCUCCUGGGACUUGAUUCAGCAGGGAAGUCUACUCUCCUUUAUAGACUUAAGCUUGCUCAUAGCAUUGUGACCAUCCCAACAAUAGGUUUCAAUGUGGAGAUGAUUGAGCUGGAAAAGAGUCUUUCGCUCACUGUCUGGGACAUUGGCGGACAGGAAAAAAUGAGAGCCGUUUGGGAUUAUUACUGUGAGAACACUGAUGGGCUGGUGUAUGUCGUGGACAGCACGGACAAAUGGCGACUGGAAGACUCCAGGAGAGAGUUUGAGCACAUUUUGAAGAAUGAACACAUUAAAAACGUGCCUGUUGUCCUAUUAGCCAACAAACAAGACAUGAACGGAGCUCUGACCGCUGAAGACAUCACCAGAAUAUUCAAAGUGAAGAAGCUUUGCAGUGACCGGAACUGGUAUGUGCAGCCCUGCUGUGCCAUUACGGGGGAAGGGCUGCCAGAGGGCUUCAGGAAAUUAACUGAAUUUGUGAAACGCCACCUGAAAUCUAGAGAAGACACUUUUGCAUUCUUCAAGCAGAACUGA